Messenger RNA from Rangifer tarandus platyrhynchus (Svalbard reindeer), 612 nucleotides. The record is from the annotation of a GenBank genome assembly. Lineage: Eukaryota; Metazoa; Chordata; Mammalia; Artiodactyla; Cervidae.
AUGGGGGCAGGAGGGAGGGGAGAGGUCUCAGUGGGGCUCGGGGAAGCCAAGCUCAGGGACCAGUGGGAGGCAUUUCCCGGCUCCUCUGCACAGUCCUCGGUGUCGCCAAAGCCAAGCCCCAGCUCCAAAAGGCCUAGCCGGGCCCCCUCCCCACUCCCCGCCGAGGCCCGGCUCGCCCCCUCCGGCCCAGGCGCCUACCUGGCCGGACGUCGGACCCGGACCUCGUCCUCGCUGCUCCGCGCCGCGCCGCCGACUGGCCCACGAGCCGCCCGCGCCGCGCCCGGGCUGCCCCGCCGGUUCUGCCGGCCGCGCUACGACGUCGCCAUGGCAACCGGGCGGCGGCGGCGGGGUGGCAGCCAGGCUGGCGACGCGGCGGGCGGAGGGCGCGGGGACCGGAAGUGCCCCGGCGGGUCCGCGCACCCGGGACCGGGCCCGGGCCCGGCCCCCCAUGGUGCCUGGUCUGGGGACAGGGCCCCGCCAGGCCCGAACCUUGACGCCGGCGUGGCAGGGACUGCGGCGCGAGACCCGCCGCUACAGCGACCCGGCCUCCGGACCCGAGCUCGAGUAACCUUCGAAUUCGGGCCUCGCGACCUGGCUUCCGGGGUCCGGUGA